This is a messenger RNA of Polyodon spathula (Mississippi paddlefish), 3266 nucleotides long. RefSeq names its product pre-B-cell leukemia homeobox interacting protein 1b (gene pbxip1b). Bases 629 to 3178 code for a protein of 849 amino acids. The transcript is spliced from 12 exons. The record is from RefSeq and is a predicted model, not a curated record. NCBI's taxonomy places the organism in Eukaryota, Metazoa, Chordata, Actinopteri, Acipenseriformes, Polyodontidae.
GGGUUUAGUUCUCCGGCAUGGCGGUGGUACACUGGCCAGGUUUCGCUGCCAUGGGUGAGGGUGGGUAGAAUGAUUGCCUGGUAAGCCUUGAGUUUGGUCUCCAAUCGAUAACUCUGAUAAAGACUCAUGCACACACUGAGACGCAUCUCGGGGCGCCUCGGGAGAAGGGGGAAAAAAAAUCCUGAAUAAGCGAGAGGCAGUUGAGACGACCCGAGCCCCACUUUUUUUUGGCAAGAACCGUCUCCCGGAGUUCUGUCCCAUUAAAGCACCGAUCCUGAUUAUCAGCAUCCCGCCUCGUUUUACAGCAUGCAAGUUAAUAGGUUUUACAUUUAAUAUUAUUGAAUGCUUGGCUGUAAGCUGCCGAGCGCGCUGUUCCAUUAUCACCCGUAUAUCUAGUGUGGUGCAGUGUAGCAAUCCGCUAUGAGACACAGCGUGAAUCGACCCAGCCAGGAUGAAGUGGCUGAGCCCCAGCGUCUGGGUGCAGCUGGUCUGGUCUCUCUCUCUCUCUAGCUUCUCUUCUCAAUCCUAACCCGGUCUCUUCUAUCUUCUUUUGAGAGCCUUUGUUCCUGCAGAGUCAAGGCUGUGGUUCGCUGUUUCCUGUUUCUAAGCUGCUUGGCAUUCUGGGAGGAUGUCAGGUGACAACUCCAACAGCAAUGGCUCCCCCUCCAGCUGGACUGUCCUGGGUGCAGAGGGAUGUGCCGUGGAGAGCUUGGGCCCAGGGGAUGAUGAGAUAGCCAGUCCUCCAGCUGCUGAAGCGCUGACAGAGCCCCUUUCAGCUCCAGACCCGAAUACCUCAAGCACUGACCUCCUGAAACUGAGGGAGCGGCAGAUCCUGGAGGGGUCUGAGCAGGACGGAGCUGAGAGCCCGGGGGCCCCCUCGAGCCCCCCAAUCCAAGAGUCCAAUAUCAUCCCCAUCCCCCCGCCCGGCCAAGACCUGCAGCAGGAAGGGGAGGAACUGCGGGAGGAAGGGGAGGGGCCUGGUCUGGCCAGGAAGGUGUCUGACACCGUCAAGCAAGCAGGUGUGCAGCUAGUGGACGGAAUCCGCAGCUGGGGGAGGCGUCUGAUUGGUCGAACAGGAGGUGCUGAGGAUGUCUCUGACUCAGACAGCUCAAGCGGAGAGGAGGAUGGGGGGAGUGUGUUGAGGAGGAGGAGGAGGGGAGUCCAGCGCUUCGACGACGCCCUCGAGAGGGGUCAGGGGGUCUCCCCGGGAAGGGGGGGCCAGGAGGAAGGGGGGCUGUCCGUUAACAAGUGCAUCGUGGGAGCUCUGAUCGUGCUGGUCCUGGGGCUGGCCCUGCUGUCAGGUGUGUUUGUCGACCAGGGCGAGGGGAGCCUCUUUCAUUCAGAGCCGGAGGAGGAGGUUUACAGGAGGGAGGAGAAGGAAGAAUACCUGCCAGGCAGCCAGGAUCAGCUGAACCAAAGUGACCCCCAGGAUCUGCAGACGCUGACCGCUCUUCUGGACACACUGGCCAAAGAAAACCAGGGGAUCCGUCUCAUGCAGGAGCAGCUGCAGACUCAGAAGGAGGAGCUGGAGAGGGCUCUGUCCGAGAUGAACCAGCAGGCGAGCGGAGGAGACGAGGCAUCGAGGCUGCAGGAGCUGGAACAGGAGAACGAGAGGCUGCAGAGGGAGCUGGAGUCUGUGCCCGUCCUCCGGGCGGAGCUAGAGAGGCUGAGAGGGGAGAUGGGGGCCAACGACACCGCCCUGCAAGAACGACACGCUGCCCUGGAGUGGGAGCUCCAAGUGGAGAGGGAGCAGGCGACCGGGCUCCUGAGCCAGAGGGAGAGGCUGGAGUCUGAGGUCUUGAGGCUGAGACAGGAACUGGACAAGCAGCAUCAGCUACUGGGGGGCAUGAGGGCGGAGCUGCAGGGGCUGAUCGGGGCGGGGAACGCGAGCCACGGGGAAGGGGCGGGGUUAGAGGAGAGGCUGGCGGAGCUAGAGAAGAGGCUGGGGGCGGAGCUGCUGGACUGGGAGAGGGCGAUGGGGGAGGAGGAGGAAGGAGGACAAGGGGAGAGGCUGACGAUAAGGGAGGGGGAGGAGGAGAGUCCAAAAGAAGAACCCCAGGGAGCUUUCGAGGUUCCCAGGAAAGAGGGUGACCAGGGGGGGGCGCCGACGAAGCGCAAGAAGGAAUUGGGGCGGCCCUGGCAAGAGAAAGAGAGAGCAGCAGGAGGAGGAGGAGAUGAGAAGUGGGGGACGAGCAGGAAAGAGGGGGGGUGGAGGAAGGAAGUGAGGGGGGAUAGCUGGAAGGAAAAGAGGGAGCAGAGAAGAGGAGGGGAGAGGAAGGAGGAGGGAGAGAUGAGGCAGGAGAGGGAGAGACGGUACUCAGGGCAAAGGGAGAGGGAGCAUAAGCAUAGAGGGGAGAGGGAGGAGGGGGAGAGGGAGCACGAGUAUAGAGGGGAGAGGGAGGAGGAGGGAGAGAUGAGGCAGGAGAGGGAGAGACGGUACUCAGGGCAGAGGGAGAGGGAGGAGGGGGAGAGGGAGGAGGAGGGAGAGAUGAGGCAGGAGAGGGAGAGACGGUACUCAGGGCAGAGGGAGACGGAGCAUAAGCAUAGAGGGGAGAGGGAGGAGGGAGAGAGGGGGCACGAGUAUAAAGGGGAGAGGGAUGGGGAGAGAGCUAAGAAGCACUGGCAGUCUCCGAGCAUCCUGGACGCCAAGCCCGGCCACAGGCACCACGAUCACAACCGGUUCUGGAAGAACGACCCAGAGAGCCGGCGCCACUACCGCCCCCCGCAGAGCUGCUCGGGGCUGCAGGACUGCGCCGCACAGGAGGGGCUGGAGCCCGUGAGGCAGCGAGACUUCCAGCAGCUUCUGGGGGCUCACCUGGAGAGGCUGGGGACCAGGAGGCAGGAGCUGGAGCGAUUCGCACAGAGCUUCUUUGAGGAUGGGGCAUUCGUGCACACAAAGAUGCUCUUCCGUGACUUCCUGGAGGAUCUGGAGCAGCUGCUGGAGAGGGAGGGGGCGGGCGGGAUCUACGCCAGGUUUUUCGGGAAGGAGGAGGGGGAGGACGGAGGAAUCCAGAACAGACACAGCAAGAAACCUGUCCCCAGACCCCGCCACAGAGACCCCGAGCCUGACAAGCACAGCAAGCGACCCCGCCACAGAGACCCCGAGCCACACAACCAGAAACACAGGAACCGGCAGCAGAGGCACAGACCACAGCGCCACCACGAGGAGGAGGACUGACCUUGCAGAAGGAGGCACAGGUAUUGGAGGGAAGGCCACCAGGGGGAGCCAGUGAGUCAGCACUCCAGAUACUAGACCCCCCCCCCCC